Molecule: messenger RNA, 1550 nt
Organism: Lingula anatina
Lineage: Eukaryota; Metazoa; Brachiopoda; Lingulata; Lingulida; Lingulidae
Source: RefSeq, a predicted model, not a curated record
AUACUACCAAUGAAGAAGGUCAAAGUUUACCUUGUCCAGAACCUCUGGUCUGUGUGUGUGAUGAGGGAUACAUGUUCAACUCUUCUGAUCCAGAUCCACAAAAUUGCGUUCCAGUGAGGCCCCCAGUUGUGUGUGGUAAUAAUACCAGAUGCUGUGAGGUAGUGGAUAACAAUACAGUGUCAAACUGCCAGAAUACUACCAAUGCAGAAGGUCAAAGUUUACCUUGUCAAGAACCUCUGGUCUGUGUGUGUGAAGAGGGAUACAUGUUCAACUCUUCUGAUCCAGAUCCACAAAAUUGCGUUCCAGUGAGGCCCCCAGUUGUGUGUGGUAAUAAUACCAGAUGCUGUGAGAUAGUGGAUAACAGUACAGUUUCAAACUGUCAGAAUACUACCAAUGAAGAAGGUCAAAGUUUACCUUGUCCAGAACCUCGGGUCUGUGUGUGUGAAGAGGGAUACAUGUCCAACUCUUCUGAUCCAGAUCCACAAAAUUGCGUUCCAGUGAGGCCCCCAGUUGUGUGUGGUAAUAAUACCAGAUGUUGUGAUGUAGUGGAUAACAGUACAGUGUCAAACUGUCAGAAUACUACCAAUGAAGAAGGUCAAAGUUUACCUUGUCCAGAACCUCUGGUCUGUGUGUGUGAUGAGGGAUACAUGUUCAACUCUUCUGAUCCAGAUCCACAAAAUUGCGUUCCAGUGAGGCCCCCAGUUGUGUGUGGUAAUAAUACCAGAUGCUGUGAGAUAGUGGAUAACAGUACAGUGUCAAACUGCCAGAAUACUACCAAUGAAGAAGGUCAAAGUUUACCUUGUCCAGAACCUCUGGUCUGUGUGUGUGAUGAGGGAUACAUGUUCAACUCUUCUGAUCCAGAUCCACAAAAUUGCGUUCCAGUGAGGCCCCCAGUUGUGUGUGGUAAUAAUACCAGAUGCUGUGAGAUAGUGGAUAACAGUACAGUGUCAAACUGUCAGAAUACUACCAAUGAAGAAGGUCAAAGUUUACCUUGUCCAGAACCUCUGGUCUGUGUGUGUGAAGAGGGAUACAUGUUCAACUCUUCUGACCCAGAUCCACAAAAUUGCGUUCCAGAAAUGCCGACAUGUCCUGAUACUGACCUACAAUGUCCUAUAAAUUGUCCGGACGUUCGAGAAGUCAGGUGUGACGGUACAACCUACACCUUCAGCAACCGCUAUCGAGCUGCUGACGGUCUGGUACCGUUGCUAUACAGCAUCACUUACUCGGGGUGUAACAACAUCAGUAUAUCCACAUGCAAUGCCACCAACUUCGACACGGUGGUGAUUCUUUUUGGUUGUGAUGCGACGCUUUAUAUUAAACCCGAUGGACUUCAGAGAUGCGGCAUCCCCGGGUUUCACUUUUUGCUCAUGAAUGACGACAGUCCCGUUUGCUCCGGCUUAACCUCUCUGCUCCAGAUCCCGCAAGGAGACCUACCCAUUGGGGCGUAUGUAAUAGCUGUGACUGGACCUCUCUGCUCCAGAUCCUUAAGGGAUGCCUAUCCAAUGGGACGUAUGCAAUAGGUGUGCACGGGUAUAAUGGCAACGAAGGGG